Molecule: messenger RNA, 1358 nt
Organism: Mytilus trossulus (common blue mussel)
Lineage: Eukaryota; Metazoa; Mollusca; Bivalvia; Mytilida; Mytilidae
Product: myophilin-like
Exons: 4
Coding region: 176-763 (195 amino acids)
Biological process (GO): actin filament organization
Cellular component (GO): actin cytoskeleton
Molecular function (GO): actin filament binding
Source: RefSeq, a predicted model, not a curated record
AGGGUGAAUGACUGCAACAGUUUGCCGUGCAUGGAUAUCUGGUGUACUGACGAGGAAAUUUCACAGACGGUUUAACAUGAAAAAUUAAUAGAAGUUUUGCUUAGAUACUGUACAGCAUGAUACAUUUAAUAAUGACAUUGAAAUUCAAAAUGACUUAUAGUCACCAGAUCUUAAUAUGUUCAGAGGACUUUUAGAAAUGAGUUUUUCGGAGAAGAUACGCCUGUUGUAUGAAGGGAAAAAAUGCUCAUAUAGAAAGAGAGAUAAAGAAUUAGAAAAACAAGCCCUUGAUUGGAUUGAAGCUAAUUUAGGGGAACCUGUAGAUAGAUCGAAACCUUAUGAAGAUGUUCUACGAGACGGAAUCGUAUUAUGCAAUCUGAUGAAGAAAUUACUGCCCGGAUGUAUAAAGAAGAUUGAUACAAAGGGAGGAGGUUUUGCUUUAAUGCAAAACAUAGAGCGAUUCCAAGAAGCUGCUAAAAAAUACGGUGUACCAGUAACAGAAGUUUUCCAGACUGUCGAUUUAUGGGAACGCAAGAAUAUUCCGCAAGUUACACAAUGUAUAUUUGCGUUGGGAAGAACGACACAAACGCAUCCGGAGUAUACAGGUCCACCACUGGGUCCAAAAAUGGCUGAAAAACAACAAAUAGAAUUUACGGAAGAGCAAAUAGCAGCUGGUAAAAAUGUUGUCAGUCUUCAGUACGGGAGUAAUCAAGGUGCCAGCCAGGCUGGACAAAGCUUUGGAAAACAGAGAAUGAUAAAUGAUUAAUAAUUACAGACUUAUUUACGAAAUACUCAUUUACAAUUGUUAAUUCGUAUUGUAUUCCUAGGUUUUCCUUUAUUUACCAUGUAUACUAUUCACGAUCUUACAAUAAUAAUAAUGAUAAGUUAGAACAUUUAAAAAAUGCUGGUAUUAUAGAUUUUACUGAUAAAAUAUUACAGUUUCUCAUAAAUAGUAAUAUUGAUGAUAAUAACAAAAAAUAUCAAUAGACGUCUAUGAAGAAUAUGAACAGGAAUUAGAGAAAUGUCAUCCUGAUUUUUUUUUAUAAAUCAUGAAAUAGCCGGAAAUGUGCAAUCUAGUCAUAUAUCUUAGCGUGUAAUUGUCAAAUAUAAUCGUAACACUUUUAAAAAUAUCAGUCUUUAAUAUAAAAGUUUCAGUAUUCUUUCAAAUUACCAUAUCAUAUAUUUUUCCUCUGUAAUAUUAACUGACUUUAACUUUACUUUUAGGAACAAUUUAUGUAUAUAGUUUUACAUUAUAUAAUAAUGCAUGUUUCGUUUUUGUUGGUAGUAAGCUAGUCAAGUGUAUCAAGGCACAUCAUAUGUAGUUAAUUUAUUUUUUAUUUUAUAAAAAGUUGGAUAUAAUA